Molecule: messenger RNA, 5147 nt
Organism: Drosophila albomicans
Lineage: Eukaryota; Metazoa; Arthropoda; Insecta; Diptera; Drosophilidae
Gene: ena
Product: protein enabled
Exons: 10
Coding region: 141-3245 (1034 amino acids)
Molecular function (GO): SH3 domain binding
Source: RefSeq, a predicted model, not a curated record
GCGCGACCCUAGACAAACAUUUGAUAUAUAUAUCCAUUUACUUUAUUGUGUGAUCGCUGAUCGUGGGAUCGUCGUGUGUUCGUCUGUGUGUUCGUGUAUGUGUGUGUUUGACCGCCUCUGCAAAUGUUUACCAGCAGUUAAUGGCCAUGAAGAAACUUUAUGCCAAAACCUCGUUCACAAGCAAGAAAUCCAAUGGAAGUGCCGCCGUUGUCUCUGGUCCCAUUUUGGCGUAUCAUCAGACCGCCAAUGCGAUGCCAACCAUGUGCGAGUUCCAACCAUCCCCGCAGCAGCAGCAUCCACAACAGCAGCUCCAUCAAUCGCCAGCUGCUCAACAUGAGCAGUUGCUGAUCAAGCGCAGCCAGAGUCUCUACAGCAAGGCAACGUCCAAGGGCGUUGCAUUGCCUGUGGCUGGCGGUGAUUACUACAGCAUUGAGGAGCUGCAGGAGUUGGAUCUGCUGGACUAUCGCCAUCCCAUGUACCAUCAUUAUCAGCAGCAGGAGUUGAUGAUGCGACAGCGUUCCGCUGCCGCCUACCAUGAGCACGAGCAACUGGUGCUGCAACUGCCCAAGGCACAGGGAGGAGGCGGCGGCACGCCCACUGCCAUCUAUGAGGCGCCCACCUGGACAACACAGACGCAAGCAACGCUGCUCCAUGAUCAAGCUUUGUACGUACCGCCAGGCGUAGGUGUUGGCAGUCGAAAUGUCGAAGUAACACUUGCAACAUCUACAACAACAUCAUCAUCAUCGUCGUCGGCAACAUCACCAUCAUCCACAUCUACAUCAGUCUCCCCUGUGUCCGUUUCUUCCACCUCAACUGCCAUAUUCUCCACAUUGCGCAAAUGCGUACCCUUGCCCCAGUCCCCUGUGGCGACUCCGCCACUGCCGCCACUUCCAACAACUGUGUCGAACAGAAUUUCCACUUCCAAUUGUUCCACAGUCUCCUCCUCCUCGACCUCCUGCUCCUCUGCCAGACUUGCCAGCUCCAUGUCGUUCUCAAUUAGAACACCACGUUCGACAGCCACAACACAACAGCAGCAGCAGCAUCAUCAUCAUCUCUAUAGCAACAUACAACAUUAUCUGCAGCUGCAACACCAACAACACAAUCAACAACAACAACAACACAUACAACGCAUCCCUCAGCGUCGGCAUAAUUCGGUCAAAGAUAAACUCAUUGUUACUGAACAAAGCAUUAUUGGAGCCCGUGCCUCAGUGAUGGUGUACGAUGACAACCAGAAGAAGUGGGUGCCUUCGGGCAGCUCGUCGGGACUGAGUAAAGUGCAGAUCUAUCAUCAUCAGCAGAAUAACACAUUCCGUGUCGUGGGUCGCAAGUUGCAGGACCACGAGGUGGUCAUCAACUGCUCCAUUUUGAAGGGACUCAAAUACAAUCAGGCCACAGCCACAUUCCAUCAAUGGCGUGAUGCUAAAUAUGUGUAUGGUCUCAACUUUUCCAGCCAGAGCGAUGCCGAGAACUUUGCGCGCGCCAUGAUGCAUGCCCUAGAGGUGCUGAGCGGUCGUGUGAUCAAUAAUCCAGCCGGUCAACCCACAAAUGGCAAUGGCUACGAAGAGGAUAUGGGCUAUCGCACGAUGACCAGCGAGGAUGCUGCUAUAUUGCGACAGAACAACGGCAUUGGUGGACACAUAACGCCCUCGGCGCAAACGCCCACCUCACAGACAAAUCAGAAUAACAUACCACAGAGUCCGCCAACGCCACAGGGACACCAUCGCACCAGCAGCGCACCACCGGCGCCACAACCACAGCAACAGCAGCAACAACAACAACAGCAGCCACAGCUGGCGCCUCAAGCGGUUUCCCAUUACGGACCCACUGCCAACGGGCCAACGUCCAAUGGACUGCCACAGCAGGGCAAUCCUCAAAUGCAGAUUCCACCUGCACCCGGUCAGGCACAACAACAACAGCAGCAGCAACAACAGCAACAGUAUCAACAGCAGCCACAACAGCAGCCCGUCUACAAUACACAACAGCAGCAGCAGCAGAUGGUGCAAGCGGGCUAUGCGCCUCCUCAGCAGUACCAGCAGCCCCACUAUGUGCUCUCAAACUCUAAUCCCAAUCUCAAUCUACAUCAAUACCCGACACAGCAGCCACAGCCGCCGAUGCCGCCCGUGCAUCAGAAUGGAGGCGGGCCCAUCUACGGGGCCACACAGCCCGCCCAUAUCCCCAGCUCGACCAGCUCCAACAGCGUUGUGUAUGCCAGUCAGCCGCAGUUGAUACCACAGCCUCCCCAGGCGCCCGGUAUGCCAGCUCCCGGAUACGGACAACACAAUGGACAGCAGCCGGAGAAUCCCUAUGGGCAAGUGCCGUUGGCGCCGCCAAUGAUGCAACAGCCAGGCAGUGGUGCACCCAUGCCGCCACCACUUAAUCGCAUGAGCAGCACAGGCGGAGUUGCUGGCGCAGGUCCAGGACAGGUGGCAGCUCCGGCGCCGCCACCACCACCACCCACAUUUGGCGGUGCACCGCCGGCACCACCACAGAUGUUCAAUGGUGCACCCGCACCACCACAGCCGCCGGCACCACCUGCUCCACCAGCUAUGGGCGGACCUCCAGGUGCCCCAGGCGGUCCGGGUGGUCCAGGUGCACCACCGCCGCCGCCACCGCCUCCUGGCAUGGGUGCAGGCGGCGCAGGCAAAAAGGAUGAUCCCCAAGCCGAUCUCAUGGGUUCGCUGGCCUCGCAAUUGCAGCAGUUCAAGCUCAAAAAGAACAAGUCAACCACAGCUGCUCCGGAGAACAGCGGCAGCAGCACUUCGAGUGGCGGCAGCGGCAAUUAUGGCACCAUUGGUCGCAGCUCCAAUGGCAUGGCUUCGAUGAUGGACGAGAUGGCCAAGACGCUGGCUCGGCGACGUGCGCAGGCAGAAAAGAAAGAUCCUGAGCCGGAACCAGAAGUCAAGCAGCGGCCAUGGGAGAAGUCAAACACAUUGCCACACAAGCUCAGCAGUGGAGGCAGCAGUGGUGCAGCGUCCAAUGCGCAUGGCGGAGCUAACGGCAGCACCGGCAGCGGUCAGAGCACAACGAAUAGCGGUGGUGAAUCGCCACGACCCAUGCGCAAGCGCUUUGGCAGCGCUAGUGAAGAGACUAUUCUCAAGGUUAAUGGCGAUGGUCUAUCACUGGCACUGUCCAACAGCGAUCUGGACACCCUGAAGGCUGAGAUAGUGCGCGAAAUGCGCCUAGAAAUACAGAAAGUCAAAAACGAAAUCAUAGACGCUAUCAAAUCGGAGUUCAAUCGUAGAUAGAUCAAAAUACAUACCAGGCCUCGAAGCUCUCUCCCACUCUCCUGUCACUCUAAGCAGUCGCAAUCCCUCAGCUGAAGUAGAAGAGCAGCUACAUUGUCCCCAAAGUGGCCGUGUGCUGGAUUGGUAUAUGGGUAGACGGUGUCUCUAUCUCCGUCUACUGCUUCUCUGUCUCUACCGUUAGCCAGCGCGCGUAUCACGAACUGAGUUAGAACAAGGCGCAUCAGAUAUUUAAAUGUGUAAUUCUAAAUAUUUUAAAUGUAAUUUCGAUGAAAUAUUUGAAAUGACACCCAACGUAUUCGAGUAUUUACAAGCAUAUACAUAUAUAUACAAAUUUAUAUAAAAACCUACGCGUAUAUAUAUAUAUAUAGUUCUACAUAUACAUUUAAAUAUAUAUAUAUAUAUAUAUAAAUAUAAUUUAUACUAACACGAAAGUACGCAAAUUAUAUAUCAGCUUUUUACAACAACAAGGAACUUUUAGUCAAAAUAAUCGUAAUUCAAAUCGAAUUCUAAGUUAAACACGAUCUUUAAACAAAUUUUGUACGAGAAACAACAAAAUUUAAGUAUGUAAUUUUACAAUUGUACAUUAUUUUUAAAUAAGUAUAAACAAUUUUACUGAGAACAACCACAAACGAAAUGUCUCCUUUUGCUCUGUGUUUGCCCAAUCUUUCUCUUUCACCACAUUUUCCCUCCUUUUGCUGGCUUUUUGUUUCGCUUUUUUUAAUACCAAAAAAAAAAAAAAAAAAAAAACAAGAUACAAAUCAAAACAAAAAAAAAGAGAACUCGUAAUUAUUAACAAAUACAAAAAUAAACCAAAAAAGAAAAAAUGAACAAAAAUAAAUAACACUCAAAAAAAAGAAAGCAAUUUUAACAAGCAUCUAAAUCUAUUCUAUAGACCGCAUAAUACUGUAAACGCAAACAUACAUAUACGAUAGACGUACACUCACACAUUCUCUUGACACUCACACACACACACAAUUCCAUACACAAUGCUCGUAACUCUCUAUAUCAACAAAUUAAUCAAAAACACAAAAGUAUGGAAACAUUCGUUGCAUCUCAAGUGCUUUGAGAAGAGUCAACAACAACAUUUACGCAGUCGGAUAGCUGACAACAACAAAACUUUCCUAAGUCACGAUCUCAUAAACAACAACAACAAAAAGAAAACAACACAAGACAAAUCGAUUGACGCAUUGAUAAGUUAUCGAUUCAUUCAGAAAUUAACACAAAAGAACACAAGAAGGUCUUCGAAACUGUUCAAAGCGGAAUUGAGUUUGGUGUUCGGCACUUUUGAAUGCAUUAGCGUUAUAUAUACAAAUAAAUCGACAUAUAUAUAUAUACUAGACAACAGAUAUUGAUAAUCUAUAAACGCAGAGGACAGACAGGCAGAAUUUUGAAUGCCGCAAGUAUUAGCUAAAAUAUCCGCGAAAUAAUGAAUUCAAAAGUAAAUUUAAUAAAUGGACUGCUGCAAAAAAUACAUUAAAUAAGCAAGAACAACAACCGAAAAUAGCAAAUUGCAAUUAUCAAUUACAUAAUUGCAAUUGAUGAAAACCCCUCCUCCAUUAGAGACACAAAUUGUUUUCCUAGUUGAUCCUGAACAUAUUGAGUACCAAUUUCAACUUCCAUAUACAAUUAAGACUAAAUAGUGAAAUUUAUAUACAACUAAACUUGAAAUGAGAAAAAUACAAAAACUUACGAAUAUAUAUGAUAUAAAUAUGAAUAUGAAUAUGAUUACGAAUAUGAAUUAAAAAUAUGAAAUACGAAAACGUGGCACGAUGAUGAGUUUAGUUCUUAAGACGUACAAUUUAAACACAACAAAAACAAAAGAAAACGAAAUGAAAUGAAAUUGUUUAUUAAGUAUAACAUUAAUUUAUACAACAAAAUGUGGACGCGAUUGCGGGAUGAGCA